Molecule: messenger RNA, 1611 nt
Organism: Malassezia vespertilionis
Lineage: Eukaryota; Fungi; Basidiomycota; Malasseziomycetes; Malasseziales; Malasseziaceae
Exons: 1
Coding region: 1-1611 (536 amino acids)
Biological process (GO): transmembrane transport; carbohydrate transport
Cellular component (GO): membrane
Molecular function (GO): carbohydrate:proton symporter activity
Source: RefSeq, a predicted model, not a curated record
AUGGGCGGCCUUCUCUUUGGUUGGGACACUGGUCAGAUUGCCGAUCUCAUGAUAAUGCAAGAUUUUAAGCGCCGAUUUGCGAGCAAGGAUCCAGGCAACCCUGACCACUAUGUGUGGAACAUGUGGAUCCAGGGCCUUAUUGUUGGUUUUCUCAGUAUUGGCGCCAUGGUCGGGCCUUUUCUUGGCGCGCCGGCCUCAGACCGCUUUGGUCGACGCUGGAGUAUUGCGUUCGGCUGUGUGGUCUUCACGGUGGGUCUCAUUAUCCAGGUCGCAUCUCAGUAUUCUUGGGUCCAAUUGGGCAUUGGGCGCUUCAUCGUCGGUGUAUCUGUUGGUUGGUUAAGUGCGUCCGUCCCUGUAUAUCAGUCCGAAACGCUUCCGCGUCAAGUACGCGGCGCCAUGGUCGGGAUGUACCAGCUGUUUAUCACCAUCGGUAUUCUGCUCUCGUACUGUUGCUGUUACGGAACAAAGGGCUACAUGAGCUCGGAUGGCUCCUUUUCGUCCGCACAGUGGCGUGUUCCCAUUGCGGUCGGUUUUGCGUGGGGCAUUAUCUUGGGUGUUGGCAUCAUGUUCUGCCCCGAAAGUCCGCGCUGGCUCGGUAAGAGAGGCCGGUUUGACGAAAUGAAGAAGGUGCUCGCUAGAAUGCGGGGUGUGGAUGCGAGCAAUGAAUUUGUCUUGUCCGAAUUUUACGAUAUUAAGAAGGAAGUAUUGGAUGAGAUGCAGGCGGAAAAGAAGGGAUGGAUUGAUUGUUUCCGAACGGAAAACAAAACACUGUACCGUACUAUUUUGGGCAUCGCAUUACAGACAGGACAGCAGCUGACCGGCGCCAAUUACUUUUUUUACUACGGUGCUACCAUCUUCCAAUCGGUGGGCAUUAGCGACUCUGUUGUUACGCAAAUCAUUCUCGGUGCUGUGAACACAGGCACCACAUUUCCCGGUCUUUGGGCAUUGGAUCGCUUUGGCCGUCGCAUAUGUCUCCUGGUAGGUUCUGCUUGGAUGGCCAUGUGGUUGCUUAUCUUUGCAACGGCUGGCGUAGCCGGCAAACCGAUUCGCUUUGUUCCCGGUGGCGAGGGUGUGACAAACCCUGAUGCACCCGCAGAUCCUGAAUCGAUUGGUACUCUGAUGAUUUGCUCUGCAUGUUUCUUUAUCCUUGCAUUUGCAAGUACUUGGGGACCGGGUAUUUGGACUUUGAUAUCGGAAACGUGCGCGCCCCAAACGCGUGCGAAGCAGUAUGCGAUUGCUACCUUGGGUAACUGGACAUGGAAUUUCUGCAUCGGGUUUUUUACCCCACCGAUCACAAACAAUAUCCACUUUAAUUACGGAUACAUUUUCAUGGGUUGCAAUGUGGCCAACUUUUUCUUGGUGUACUUUUUUGUGUACGAGACCUUCAAUUUGACGUUGGAGGCUGCGAACGACAUGUAUCUUGAUCCAAACUGCAAGCCUUGGAAUUCAGCUAAAUGGGUUCCACCAGGUUACACUUCACGUCCUGGCUUCAAGGCUAACGUAGAGAAGGAGUUGGAAAAUCUCAGCAAUGCCACAGGCGCCUUGCCCAACUCAGACAACGCAUCCGAGACAAAAGACGAUGGUCUCAUGAUCCGAACAUCCACGCCGUAG